CUUUUUACUCUCACCAUGUGGAAGGCAGCUCUCUUGACCCUGGGCUUGUUGGCGGUGCUGGUGGACAGGGUUCGGACCAAUGAUGGUCAUCCCUCUUUCUACGGGGUGAAACUGUGUGGAAGGGAGUUCAUUCGAGCUGUCAUCUUUACCUGCGGUGGUUCUCGCUGGAGGAGAGGCAUAGAAGACCCAGCUCUCAUUGGAGAAGAGGCAUAUGACCCAUGGAACACAAAUGCCAUCCCUCAACUCAAUGGGGAGCAAGAUCCUGCAGAGUCCCAACAAGCAUGGAGAGAUCAAACAUUGAAAGCUGCAUCUGUUGGAUUCAGCCGCUCAUCACGCUCACCAAUCUCAGAGGAGGUGCUGGAGGCUCUACGGAGUGCAGAUAGGAAAGGACGAGAUGUGGUGGUCGGACUGUCCAACGCAUGCUGCAAAUGGGGCUGUAGCAAGAGUGAAAUCAGCUCUCUCUGCUGA
This is a messenger RNA of Gymnodraco acuticeps, 468 nucleotides long. It is a transcript of the gene rln3b, whose product is annotated as relaxin 3b. The record is from RefSeq and is a predicted model, not a curated record. The coding region runs from base 16 to 468 and encodes 150 amino acids. The transcript is spliced from 2 exons. Gene Ontology annotation, molecular function: hormone activity. Gene Ontology annotation, cellular component: extracellular region. Lineage: Eukaryota; Metazoa; Chordata; Actinopteri; Perciformes; Bathydraconidae.